Messenger RNA from Didymodactylos carnosus, 837 nucleotides. The record is from the annotation of a GenBank genome assembly. NCBI's taxonomy places the organism in Eukaryota, Metazoa, Rotifera, Eurotatoria, Philodinida, Philodinidae.
AUGUCAAAACAAUUAGAUACACAUUCAUAUUAUACAAAUCAAAUUAAACGUAGCUCAUCUCCAUCAAUGACUCCACAUGGUAUGCCAUUUUCUGUCACUGAUAUUUUACAUCCACUAGAUCCAGACUCAGCGUAUAAACGUUCGUUAGAAAUGGCUACAGCCUUAGCGGGGAUGCCACCAUAUCAUCAUCAUCGUCCCACUUCAUCAACAUCAACGAAUUCAUCUUCAAACAAUAAUCUACACAAUAGUAUCAAUAAUAAUAGCAAUAACUUAAAUACUUAUUCAAUGGGAAAUGGUUUUACAUCCUCGACACCUCUAACCGGCACAACUUCAAAUCAUUAUUAUAAUCCUCAUUUAUAUCAUCCUAGUUCUGCAUUUUCACCUAAUAGUUCAUAUUACAAUGGAAAUUCAUCGGCUGAAUCGCUCUAUAAUACGUCAAAUAUUUCACAAAAUGGACAAUAUUCACCAACAUACUGGUAUGGUACCGCAGCAAUGUCACGAUUUCUUGGUACAUCAUCAGAUAGUGCCGUCUCUGCUUUAGCAAAUGCUUAUGAUCCAAUGAAAUCGUAUGCCCAAUUUCCAUUUGUAUCACAAAAACGCAAACGUCGUAUAUUAUUUAAUCAAGGGCAAAUCUAUGAAUUAGAACGACGUUUUAAACAACAAAAAUAUUUGAGUGCACCUGAACGUGAACAUCUUGCUGGCCUACUUCAACUGACACCAACUCAGGUAAAAAUUUGGUUUCAAAAUCAUCGAUACAAGACGAAAAAACAGCAAAAAGAGAGAGAUAGAGCAGAUAAACAGCAUCAUCAUCACCAUCCCCAGCGAUCUCUUCAUUAA